CUCGCAUCGACUUCCCGUUCGUACCGUACACACACAUGGCUGCCCAGGCAACGUUCAAGUCUAUUAAGUCUGUUAUCCCUCUUUUCGACCGUGUCCUCGUCCAGCGGUUCAAGCCCGAGACCAAAACCGCGAGCGGCAUCUUCCUCCCCUCGUCCUCCACCAGCAACCCACUCCCCGAGGCGACCGUCAUCGCCGUAGGCCCAGGUGCACCCAACAAGGAUGGUAACGUCCAGCCUGUGAGCGUCAAGGCUGGUGAUCGUGUGCUUCUUCCGGGCUGGGGCGGUAGCCCUAUCAAGGUCGGCGAGGAGGAGUACUACCUUUUCCGUGACUCGGAAAUCCUCGCCAAGAUUCAGGAGUAAGCGUACUUUGAAACGCGUCCUUGGCUUUACCCUUGGGAGGAAUGGACGUGUAAGAUCUGGCCAGUACGGGAUGCGAGAAUGAAGACGAAGCAGGUGCGGGG
Dichomitus squalens LYAD-421 SS1 is the source of this 460-nucleotide messenger RNA. RefSeq names its product hsp10-like protein. The coding region runs from base 36 to 359 and encodes 107 amino acids. The transcript has 4 exons. Gene Ontology annotation, molecular function: metal ion binding; protein-folding chaperone binding; protein folding chaperone. Lineage: Eukaryota; Fungi; Basidiomycota; Agaricomycetes; Polyporales; Polyporaceae. Gene Ontology annotation, cellular component: mitochondrial matrix. The record is from RefSeq and is a predicted model, not a curated record.